Molecule: messenger RNA, 922 nt
Organism: Carassius auratus (goldfish)
Lineage: Eukaryota; Metazoa; Chordata; Actinopteri; Cypriniformes; Cyprinidae
Product: transmembrane 4 L6 family member 1-like
Exons: 5
Coding region: 53-628 (191 amino acids)
Cellular component (GO): membrane
Source: RefSeq, a predicted model, not a curated record
UGUCGAAAUUAUAGCUGUUCUUUGAAUUCAGGAUCAACACUCAUCUUGCAGCAUGUGUACUGGAAAAUGUGCGCUUUGCGUCGGGACAGGUCUUUACCCGCUGGCGGUCAUCUCCAUAAUAUGUAAUAUUAUACUGUUUUUUCCUGGCUGGGAUGUAAAAUAUGCACAGAAUCAACAGAUUACUGAGGAGGUCAAAUACAUGGGAGGACUAGUUGGAGGGGGAAUCCUGGUGCUGAUUCCAGCGUUUCACAUUCACCUGACUGGAAAACAGGGUUGCUGUGCUAAUCGCUGUGGCAUGUUCCUGUCCAUUUUAUUUGCAGCAGUGGGUGUAGCUGGUGCCCUUUACAGUUUCGUAGUGGCAAUGAUGGGUCUAAUCAAUGGGCCAUACUGUAAACAAUACUAUAUCAUGUGGGGAACUCCCUUCAAAAACCAAGAAGAGAGUUACCUUAAAGACCGUAGCAGCUGGGGAACCUGCACUGAGCCAAAGAAUGUGGUGGAGUUUAAUGUGGGUCUGUUCUCAACACUGCUGGUGACCAGCGCUCUGCAGCUCAUCCUCUGUGGCACACAGAUGAUCAACGGCCUCUUCGGCUGCCUCUGUGGAACCUGCAAAGAGAAAGGGCCGCUGUAAUCCAGGAGCCAGAGAUCACAUCCUCGUGUCUCAUAUAACCAGCGUCCUCUCGUGGAAGAUGCUCUCCGUUUGUUUGUGUACACUUCUUCAAAUCUUGUUUUCAUCUAUUGGUUUGUUGCUGAUGUUUAAUACUGUUUUUCUAGUAAAAGCUUAUGUACAAUGACUUCCAGUGCAAAUAUUUUAAAGGAAAAUGGCUUUAAUUAAUAGCAUAACACUUGUUUUGUAUCCAUCUGUAUUUUUAUAGUUUAGAAAUGAAAUAAACAUUCCAAAAUAUAAAUAAAAUCCAAACUUGUA